Spodoptera exigua (beet armyworm) is the source of this 402-nucleotide messenger RNA. The record is from the annotation of a GenBank genome assembly. Lineage: Eukaryota; Metazoa; Arthropoda; Insecta; Lepidoptera; Noctuidae.
GCGAUCCUAAUUUUCAGAUAUUAGAGGCAAGAGCCAAAGAUUUGACUAACUGUGAAGAAUACCAGCAACAGACAUCACGGCGAAUCAAGCGAAAUACAAAGUAGGUACGACCAUUUCAGCGGCUCUACUACACUCGACGACUAUGUUGAAAAUCAAACACCUGGACAACGUUUCGAAUUUGAGGUGUUUGUUGUCAUAAUUGAUAACGUACUGUCUGCUAUAACUAAACGUAUGAAAGCAUAUCAUAAAAUUACUAGUGUUUUUGAAGUAUUUCGACUGAUAAAAUCUCAACGCAACAGAAGAGAUUUUGAAAAAAUCGUCAAAGAUGUUCAGUGCUUACGAAGAUGAUUUGGAGAACGGCAAAUUAGUGCAGUUUCCAGAGCUGCUGAAAACAGAUGUGGC